Molecule: messenger RNA, 927 nt
Organism: Fusarium sp. VM40
Lineage: Eukaryota; Fungi; Ascomycota; Sordariomycetes; Hypocreales; Nectriaceae
Source: the annotation of a GenBank genome assembly
AUGUCUCGUGCACUCCUCGUCACUGGCGCCACGGGCAAGCAAGGCUCUGCCGUCAUCAAUGCUCUUCUCGCAAAAAGCUCCUCUGAUUUUAUCAUUCUGGCCGUAACUCGCAACAAGGAAUCGCCUUCCGCCAAGAACAUCGCUGCCAAAUCCAACAACAUCAAACUCGUCGAGGGCCACCUAGACUCCAUUCCUGCCCUCUUCAAAGCUGCCAAGCAAGUCGCAGGAACUGUGCCACUUUGGGGCGUCUACUCCGUCCAACUGUCUAUGGGUAAGGGCGUCACUCUAGAAGGCGAGGUGCGACAGGGUAAGGGUCUUGUGGACGAAUCGGUCAAGGCAGGUGUCAAGCACUUUGUUUACUCCAGCGUCGAUCGUGGCGGUGAUGAGAAAUCUUGGAACGAUGCUACAUUCGUGCCUCAUUUCAAGACUAAGCAUGAAAUCGAACACUACCUUCGUGACUCUACCGCCAAUGGGAAGAGCGAUAUGAACUGGACCAUCUUGCGUCCCACUGCCUUCAUGGAGAACCUAGAGCCCGGCUUCGCCACAAAGGUCUUCCUCACUAUGAUUCGCGACACGCUAAAGAACAAGCCCCUGCAAUGGACAGCCACUGAAGACAUCGGGUUCUUCGCCGCCGAAGCUUUCUUAGACCCCCAGACCUGGGGCAAACAGGCCAUCAGCCUUGCAGGCGACGAGCUCACUUUUGCUCAGUUAAGCGAAGCUUUCGAGCACGCAACUGGUGGUCCUGCUGGCACCACAUUUGGUAUACUCGGAAAGGCUCUGAAGCACGGUGUUGCUGAGCUUGGAAUUAUGGUCAGUUGGUUCAGAGAUGAAGGCUACGGCGCCGACUUGAAAAGGGUGCGGGAGCUCAACCCCGGAGCGAAGACUAUGGAGCAGUGGGUUAAGAAGAGCGCCUUUGUGAGCCAUUAG